Messenger RNA from Coregonus sp. 'balchen', 1125 nucleotides. Lineage: Eukaryota; Metazoa; Chordata; Actinopteri; Salmoniformes; Salmonidae. The record is from the annotation of a GenBank genome assembly.
AUGGAGACAGCACAGGCAGCACCCCACUCUGGAAAUGUGGACAAGUGUCAGAAGGCUUUAGACCAGAUCAUAGAGCUUUCUAAACUGUCAGAUCAUGAAGCUGGCAUCCUCCUGACUUCUUACGUAAGUAACAAGAUGGAAUGGAGGGGGUUCGGUCAAUAUCUUUGCCUGAGACUUGAUAAAUUACAUUAGCUCCCCAGGUUAAUGACUGGGCUUUAGCUCUGUGGGCUAACCAAGUAUUGAGGCCUGCAGGGAACUGGGAGUUACCGUGACAAACCGUAGUGAUGGCCUCUUCUGGCAAAUGAAUUUCCCAAAUUCCCCAUGAUUAGAAAGUGAUGACUUAACCAUAUGAGAUCACGUGGGUUUUCUCAGAACCGUCGGUCACCGUGACAAACAACAAUUACUGUUUGAUGCUCAACUCUGCCAAUAUUCCCCAGAUUUAGUCAGUGACGAAUGUUAACCCACAUGAUAUCAUAUGAUUUUCUCAGAACCGUAUUAUUCAUGGGAAAGUGUAACUACAGUGUAACAACCACAGAUUCAGAUCAUAGGCUAUAACGGUAACUUUUUAUACUGCUCAGCAUAGUUCUGAACUAUACUAGAAAACAGGUCAAUUACACAAUGAGAAUGUCAGUGGACUGAUUUGAAUUCCCCCCCCCCCCCCCCCCUCUUAUGCGUUUCCAGAUUAAAACAAAUGGCUUCCUGACCGACCAGCAGGCCCACAGCAUGGAUGGGGUUCCCUCGGUAACCAUCGCUGGCUCCACCCCUAAGGAGAAGCUUCAGAACAUCUCCAACAAGGCCAUGCUCUUCCACUGGCACAUCAACACGGUAACCAAAUACAUGACUGACCUGUUGGAGGUCUCAGAUAAUGAAACUCAGAUUCUUCUGGGCCUCCUGAGUGAUUCCAGGAACCAUCUCAAGAAACUAUCUGGCCUCGUAGAGGCGCUCCUGCAGAUUUUGGACCCAAACACACCCAGUACUACGUCCACUAAGCCCCAAGACGUGCCCCGUGAUGACUAUGAGAAGAAGAUGUACGGCUGGACUGUGCUAGACCGGCACAAGGACUUUGUUGCCAUGGUGUUACAGGAAGUUGCUGGCUUUAAGGAUAAUACUGUGUUCGAGGGUUAG